AUGGCCGUAAUCGAUACCCAUGCCGUCGAUGCCGGCCACGAGAAUGAGACUUCUGAGAUAGGAGCUUUGGGGCGCCUUUCACGUCCUCAAGAAGAGGCAUCUCCACCUCUAGCCGUCCUUCCUUUGACCAUGGUGAUCCGCUCCCUCGUCAUCUCAUCCAUCUCCUCCUCUCGGCUCCUCCUACCACCCUCCCUCUCCCUCAUGUCUCUCCUUGCAUCCACCCACAUCUCCCUUCUGAACCCGGACAAGAACCCGGUGCUUCGAUUCUUCAUCAAAAAGACGUUCUACGCCCAAUUUUGCGCCGGGGCCACCUACGCAGAGGCCGAGCGCACCAUCGACAGCCUCAAGGAACUGGGAUUUAGCGGUGUUAUUCUCGGCUAUGCCCGGGAGAUUGUCUUGACCGACCAGCAACUCGCGGCUCUCUCCUCUUGCGACGGCCCAAACGUAGAGGAGUGCGUCAGAACCGAGAUAACGCCGUGGAAGCAAGGCACGAUUGACACAGUCAACCUGGCGAAGCCCGGCGACUUUGUUGCUCUCAAGUUUACUGGAGCAGGCCGACUUGCCAUGGCCGAUCUUAAAACUAGAUCGCCCCCUUCGCCUGCUCUCGCUAGCGCAAUAGACUCCAUCUGCGAGCGCGCAGUCUCUCGCGGUGUCCGACUCCUCUUCGAUGCUGAGCAAGCCGGCAUACAGCCAGGAAUCGACGACUGGACACUCUCGUACAUGCGCAAAUACAAUACCGAUCCGGGCCACGCUUACAUUUACGGUACUUACCAGGCCUACCUCAAGUCCGCGCCCAAGACCUUGGCCACUCACCUAAAAGCGGCCGAGGCCGAUUCCUUCACUCUUGGUGUCAAGCUUGUUCGCGGCGCGUAUCUCGGGUCGGACCCCCGCCACUUGAUUCACGAUACCAAGGCCAACACCGAUGCCUGCUACGAUGGCAUCGCCGAGAGCGCCCGAGAAAUCAGUGAGAACGAGGGUGCCAAGACGGAGGUUUCGUUUGCGCAAUUAAUGGGCAUGGCGGACGAGGUUAGCUGCGAGCUUCUUCCCACGGCGGGGAAGACGGGCCUCGCUUCUGUUCCGGACCGACGGGGCGUGCAGGCGUACAAAUACCUAGUAUGGGGGUCCACGGGCGAAUGCAUGAAGUAUCUUUUGCGCCGCGCAUACGAGAACCGCGACGCCGUGCAGAGGACAAAGGCGGGCAGGGAUGCGAUGUGGGUUGAGCUUGUCAGGAGGUUCAAGAUGGCGUUUGGGAUUGCGUGA
Molecule: messenger RNA, 1260 nt
Organism: Parascedosporium putredinis
Lineage: Eukaryota; Fungi; Ascomycota; Sordariomycetes; Microascales; Microascaceae
Source: the annotation of a GenBank genome assembly